This is a messenger RNA of Aethina tumida (small hive beetle), 887 nucleotides long. RefSeq names its product microtubule-associated proteins 1A/1B light chain 3C-like. Gene Ontology annotation, biological process: macroautophagy; autophagosome assembly; cellular response to nitrogen starvation. The transcript has 4 exons. Lineage: Eukaryota; Metazoa; Arthropoda; Insecta; Coleoptera; Nitidulidae. Bases 230 to 733 code for a protein of 167 amino acids. Gene Ontology annotation, molecular function: ubiquitin protein ligase binding. The record is from RefSeq and is a predicted model, not a curated record. Gene Ontology annotation, cellular component: autophagosome membrane; cytosol; autophagosome.
UAUAACAUAUAAGCUUACAGUUGACAGAGUUCGACCCUGCGCCGCGAUAUCUAUAAAGAAACCCCGACGUCCGUAAGUCCAAACAAAACAAAUCUCAGCAUCGGGCUAGAGUGGUGGAGAGCAGCACGGCCGCAACGCAAAAUUCGUGGUGCCGGGUGGCGUUGGUGGCACGACCCUCCGAACGACGACAACAGAAGGAAAAAAUAAUAACAGAGCGAGUGGUGUGUAAAUGUAUUCGGGGUCCGGUUCGUCGAACGUGUCCUGCCGCUGCGAGAACAACAACCAGUGCACGUUGCAGAUGAAGAGGACGGACGCGAUGGAGAUAAAGAGGCACAAGAAGGACAUCAAUUGCAACCAUCACACGAUGCGAAAGAACAAAACGCUAGAAGUCAGGAAGGAAGAGGUGCUAGCCAUUAGGAACAGAUUCCCAACCAAAAUACCUGUUAUAGUUCAAAGAUUUUACAAGGAAACCCAUCUGCCAUACUUAGAUAAGUCCAAGUUUCUGGUGCCCCAAGAAAUCACCAUGUCCCAGUUCCAAACAAUCAUCAGAAAUAAAAUGCACAUGGGCCAAAACCAAGCGAUGUACCUGUUGGUGAACAACAGGACUAUGACGAGCCUCUCACUCACCAUGUCUGAGGUCUACACCGAGCAUGCAGGUAUCGAUGGCUUCCUUUACAUAACAUACGCCUCACAAGAAGUAUUCGGAUGUCUGGACCAGUGUGGAAGUAUUUAGUUAUCAAUGGAUUGUUGGAACUGUUUGAAAUUAUUAGAGUAUACUAAUUGUGUUUCGAUAUUGGAGUGUAUGUGUGGCCAAUAUUGGUUUGAAUGUGUUCAAUGUUUAUAUCAGACUGCAGUGUUUUUGAUAUAUUUUGUACAAUAAAUUUAUA